CAGUCAAUAACAUUCACAGAAUUCAAUUUUUUGACUUUGUGGCUUUUCGAUUGAAUCCGCUGAUCAAAGUUUGAUGUAAUUAGUAGUGUUAUAUCGCGAAAUAACUAGUUUUGGGUGCAUUAAAUCGAUGCAUUUCCUGUGAGUGUUUCGGUUGAUUAAAAUAAUCGAUGAUAAGGUUCAUUAACUCGAUCUACUAGCGAAAACCAAACGGGCAGACAGCAAAAAAGGACCAGGGUCGGCCAUUUUGUCAGGUCAGACCGGCUGCACAACAUCAGAAUAUAAAUCGGAACAAAUCCCGGAUCCGAAAAAUAAAAUAAAAGGAACGCCGUGUUUCCCUGAAAGCGACCAUCGGACGAGACUCAGCCACUACGUCAGAAAAACUCGACCUCGUCUGGUCAGGAUCGCCGCAACGAUUAUUGAUUGAAGCUCUCUUGUCAGAGACAUGAUUGAUCUGCAUAGCUUGAACUAAACUGGUUUAGAGCUCACAUACUACAAUGACCUACGACACAGGUGGGCGACCAGUAGAACCACCGGAGGAGCAAAAUGACGUCACACAGAACGUGGAACAACAGGAACCGACCCCGGAAGAACUAUUGGCCAGCUUUCCAGAAGAAAAACUAUCAUCAUUGAAUGUCAAGAUAUCCAGUUCUCGUUGGGUUGUCCCAGUGCUGCCUAAUCAGGAAUUGGAAUGUCUUUUGAAUGCAGCAAUUCUUCUAUCUCAAGCUGGAAUCGAUGACAAAUGCGAACCAUGCAUAAAGUUCUAUAGCGAUGGACUAACAACCUCAUUCAUGAAGAUUCUCACCGACGAAGCGGUUUCGUCUUGGAAGUACAACAUUCAUCACUGCAUUCUGAUGUCAUGCAGCAAGCUAUUGCACCUGAUAGCCCUGCACAUGAAGGACGACAAUCCACACCUGCUAAACCUUCUGGCCGUUGUGUUUGAUCCGGAAAACAAGUUUCACACUCAAAAUGCAUCACGGCAAAUGGAACUUCAUCUUUCACUGGGGGAAUCGGAGGAACCUCUGCAGGAGGGAAAAAUUUUCGCCAGACCCCCUUUAGAGCCAAAGAAUCCUCGUGGUUGGUUAGUUGAUCUGAUCAAUCGUUUCGGUGAAUGCAAAGGAUUUGACAACUUUCUAGAGCGAGUGAACGUUGGCAUAGCUCUGUUUCGAAAACAAAAAGAAAUCGCAUCCAGCAAAAGUUUAGAAUCGUUCGAUGAAUCUGUUUGGUCAAAAACCAGCGCCACAACUUCAGUUAGCACCGCUGGAGCUAGCACCGAAGAGACUGGAAAAUUGUCAUUACUCCUACUGCACACUUUACUGCGGCCCUUCGGACAGUGCGCCGAACUGUUGACGGUGUCUACCAUAGAGAAAUACUUUAUGCCCAUCUGGGACGUGCUGCCCGAAAUCCUGGAAACGCUAUCCGACAAUGAACUGAAACGUGAGGCUAAUUUUAAGGGGAAAAAUGAUAUUAUUAAUGGUACCGUCAAGUAUGCCCGUGCCUUAAUCAAUCGUGUUCCCAGUCAGGAAAAUCUGCUGCGCGCCUUAGAAAUGUGUCGACUGAGAAUUAUUCUGCGUGUUCUACAAGUAUCCAGCUUCAAUGGGAAAAUGAAUGCACUCAACGAAAUCAACAAAGUGCUUGGUUACGUGUCGUACUAUCCUCACCGUCAAAUGGCAGACGACGAAAUCGAUGUCCUGAAUGCAGAAAAAAUGGCGGCAUGGAUCCGAGACAAUGAUGUGUUGGGAAUUGUGCUACGCGAUUGCUUACAUCAGCCACAGUACGUCGAAAAGCUGGAAAAAAUCCUGAGAUUCCUCAUCAAAGAGAAGUCGCUCUCAUUCAACGAUCUGGAUGCAGUUUGGCGUGCCCAGGCCGGCAAGCACGAGGCCAUAGUAAAAAAUGUACACGAUCUUCUAGCAAAGCUGGCUUGGGAUUUCAACGCGGAACAACUGGAUCAUCUUUUCCAGUGCUUUCAGGCCAGCAUGAAGACCGCUAACAAAAAACAAAGAGAACGGUUAUUGGAACUGAAUCGUCGUCUCGCCGAAGAUGACAAAAAUGGUGUAAUGGCGCAGAAAGUUUUGAAAUUAUUCUGGACGUUGGCUCACAGUGCUGACAUUCCUCCGGAGGUACUGGAUCAGGCGCUGGCUUCUCAUGUUAAGAUUUUGGAUUACAGCUGUUCUCAGGAGAGGGAUGCUCAAAAAACGAUGUGGUUGGACAAGUGCGUAGAAGAACUGAAAGCGGGUGACGAGUGGGCGUUGCCUGCUUUGCGUUUGAUAAGAGAGAUUUGUACGCUGUACGAAACUACCUCGAGUCAUGCCCCAAGGGUGCAUCAAGUGCUCACAAGGCAGCAGGUCAUUGACAGACUACAGAAUGAUCAUACUCUUGUAAUUCUAGUGACAUCCAGUUUGACCUCGUACAUGGACAAAGUACGUGCCCAAGUCAAGCUGAAUCCGUUGUUGAAUCCAAUGCAUCUGAUGUUGGAUAAACGAUAUCCUCACCCACAACAAAUUCAGGAGAGGUUAGAGUUUCUAAAAUUUCUCCUGAAGGAUGGACAAUUGUGGUUAUGCGCCGAACAGGCCAAACAGAUUUGGCAAUGUUUGGCAGAGAACGCAGCAUUUCCAAGUGAUCGCGAGGAAUGUUUCCGUUGGUUCGGAAAGCUGAUGGGCGAUGAGCCGGAUUUAGAUCCAGGAAUCAAUAAGGACUUUUUCGAGAAUAAUCUUCUCAAACUAGAUCCCGUGCUACUGACCGAGAGCGGUAUCAAGUGUUUUGAGCGUUUUUUCAAAGCGGUUAAUUCCAAAGAGGAACGUCUGAAAGGCAAACAACGCGGUUACGUACUCGAUAAUGAAGAUUUAAUUGGAAAAGAUUACCUCUGGCGAGUGAUUACAGAUGCCGAUGAAGAAAUUGCCUGCAAGGCAAUCGAUCUGCUUAAAGAAGUUUCCACUGCUCUAGGAACGAGACUUCAAGCGAAUGUAUGCGCGUUUCACGAGAAUUUCAUCAGCGAAUGCUGUGAUAUGCUUCAAGGAUACUGCGAGACUGUGCAAAAUGAUAUGAUGGAUGAGAACGCUAAGAUAGUAGAAGAUGAUAUUAUCUGUAGAAGACUGCAAACAGCAGAAAAAAUGUGCCGGGUGGUACGAGCUCUCCAGGAGUACAUCAAACAAUGUGAUAGAAAUUAUACAGGGGAUCGAGUACUGCUCCCGCUAAGUAGAGCCUCGCGCGGAAAGCACAUUAAUUUGUCUAUCCGUUUCCAGAAUUCAGGUCGGCAGCUAGAGGAUUUGGUGGUGGUUACGCAUAGCAAUGAAACGAUAUUCUCCUUCCAGCGCAACCUUCUGAAAAGAAUUAAAGCCACUACCAACAAUUUGAAAGUAGCUCUUUUCAACUGCAAUGGAGAAUUGAUCGAAAUACAUGACGAUCGAAAUCCCUUGUCUCACUACAACAUUCGUGACAAAUCGCUAAUAACCGUUAAACUCACACCCAGUGGAUCUGGAAUAGCCAGCUCCCCUGAUAGUUCCAGUGAUAGUAGCUCCGGUUCUCCACCUCGACCUUGCCCAGAUAUGGUGCGAUCAGAGUCGGAGGAAAUGCUGCCAGGAGUAAUCAUUUCGCAAAAACCAAUGUACGUAGAAUUUUUCCUCAAAAUUUACCAGCUGGGAAGCGAUCUACAACAUGAUUUGUUGAGAGACAGUUGCAGCUUCCUGCUGCAUCUACUUCCCUUGGAUGGACUGACAGUGAGAAACAUUCAGGCUAUGUGCAGCUUUAAUUCUGAUGUUACGAAUAGCACUGGUAUCCCAACUCCGGAAUCGCUCUUCAUCGAUCAAACUCCGGCGCGCGUGCUUUACAAUCUGGAAGUCUUGCACGCAAUGUUACUGCCAGCUCUUGACCCUGGCAGUGAAUUGACACUACUUCUACAAUCGUCGUGGCUGCACUGCGGCGCAGCCCAUUUUAUCCUCGAUUUGCUAACAAAGAACAACUUUUUGCCAACUGCCGACAUGCACACCAAACGUGCCGCCUUUCACUGCGUGCUUAAGCUAGUCAAAUUCUUCCUCUACAUUGUAGGAUGCGUACUCAGUACGGUAGGAAAAGAUCCUUUGAUUGCGCAGGUUUCGCAGGUGGAAAUUCUCAAGCAAGCCAUUCAAGCAAUUACUGGCAGUUCUGAGCUAACUAUCCGCACGAUGGCGCUGAAAUUGACAGAAAGUAUUGCGGCGCAGUUGCUCUCGGCUGGAGUCGAAGGUGAUCGUUGCCGUAGUUUAUUCAAAUCUGCAUUACAAUGGAGUUUACCAGACAUGCCUACCAUCAAAGCGAUCGUCAAUUUGGCUUGGGCUGCUUCCGGUAACAAUCUACACUCGAUCGGUACGAUUGUUGAUUUUAGCCAAAACAUUAGCAUUCCCGAGAAAACCGAUUACGCUGUUUGUAAGGAAGCGCUGGAGGUCCUUUGUAUCUCGCUGGUGCUCCAUUACGGUGCGUACGAGACACUUAGCAGAGACAACGCCUGGUCCAGCUUUAUUAUGUCGUUGGUUCUUACGAAUCCCUCACGCCAUAUUCGCCAAACUGCGUACGAGCAGUUGUUCCUCAUCAGUACUUAUUGCGCCUCCGAUCGUCGACCAUUUAUCUUCAUGGUCAAACUGCUGGUAAAACUCCUCCACACAAUCAUCCCACAGCAUCAGGAAACGUGCGCCGAGUACUUCCAACUGUUUUGUCGCAUCUUGAACUACGGAUGUUCCUAUAGUUGGCCCUUGCCGAAUUGCGAGGAGUUGCUUGUCCAGGAAAUUGAUUGGCUUCGCUCGGUGAGGGACAGUGUGAAGACCACCGGCGGUACCCAAGUUCACGACGAUCUUCUGGAGGGCCACCUUUGUCUAACGCGAGAGCUGAUGUAUUAUCUGAGUCCAGAGAUUAAGGCUCAACGAAGCGAAUUGAUAAUGGAAAUUACCGAUGAUUAUCUAUUCAGCGCUUCUCGCCAGUAUUUGCAUUUACGUCGCAACGGUCAAAUAUUAGAAAAGAAUGCUCCACCGCCAGUGUGUCGCAAUCCGCACACAAUUUCAGCGGCAUGCGAUCUGCUGGUAGCCUUAUGCCAAAACACUGUGGACAACAUGAAAAUAUUGGUAAAUACCUUGCUGGAUAUGUUCUGCGUUGGAAUCGAGCCCUUGCGAGAAUGGGAAUAUCUACCACCGGUGGGGCCGCGGCCACCACAAGGCUUUUGUGGCCUCAAAAAUGCCGGUGCUACCUGCUACAUGAACUCGGUUUUGCAGCAGCUUUUCAUGGUGCCAUCACUGCGAAUCGGAAUACUGCAAGCGCAGGGUGCUGCAGUCGAUCCAAACGAGGACUUUAGCGGAGAAUUAGAUUCUCAUACUGUUCAAGAAUGUGAUGAUUCUGUUAGGAAGAACUACCAUGUUGGAAUUCUGAAGUACGUUCAAGCCAUUUUCGCCCAUUUGGGCCACAGCGCUCUCCAGUACUAUACGCCGCGUGGUUUGUGGAGCCAUUUUAAAUUACAGGGCGAACCAGUCAACUUGCGAGAGCAGCAAGACGCCGUUGAGUUUUUCAUGUCGUUGUUUGAGAGUCUGGAUGAAGGUCUUAAAGCUUUGGGCUAUCCUCAACUAAUGGGUGCUACCCUUGGAGGGUGUUUCAGUGAUCAGAAAAUUUGUCAGGAUUGUCCGCAUCGUUACAGCAAAGAGGAACCGUUCAGUGUUUUCAGUGUAGAUAUUAGGAAUCAUAGUUCGUUAACCGACUCCUUGGAGCAAUAUGUCAAGGGUGAAAUUCUGGAAGGCGCUGAUGCUUACCAUUGUGAUAAAUGUGAUAAAAAGGUGGUAACCGUCAAACGGUUGUGCGUGCGAAAGCUACCGCCAGUUCUAGCUAUUCAACUUAAGCGUUUCGAGUAUGACUACGAGAGAGUGUGCGCGAUUAAGUUCAAUGAUUAUUUUGAAUUUCCGCGCAGGUUAGAUAUGGAACCGUAUACAGUAUCUGGUCUUGCAAAAAUUGAAGGCGAGGUGAUAGACGUCGAUGAUGAUAAAUCUGAGGAAUCUACUGAAACACGUUACCAGCUUACGGGAAUCGUGGUACACAGCGGACAGGCAUCCGGUGGACAUUAUUUUAGCUACAUUCUCCAUAAAGCUCCUGACGGUACAGAGAAAUGGUACAAAUUCGACGACGGCGAAGUCACAGAAUGCAAAAUGAACGAAGAUGAAGAAAUAAAAGCCCAAUGCUUUGGCGGUGACUACAUGGCGGAGAUUUACGAUAACAAUCUGAAGGGUACGCAGUAUAGGCGCCAGAAACGAUGGUGGAAUGCCUACAUGUUGUUUUAUACCCGUUACGAUCAUACACCGAUCUCUUAUACGAACUGCGUGGAGCAGUUGUCGCUGGCAGAAAGUAAACACUGCAUACUACCUAUGCCGACUCCAAUCGAACGAAGUGUUAGGACACAGAAUAUUCGCUUUCUUCAUGCGAAAAGCUUGUUUGCGGUGGAAUUUUUUGCAUUCAUCAAAAAAUUAGUUAGUUUACCACAAAUUCAAAGAUGCGAAAAAAUCGAAAAACUGCCACCUGCCGCGGAGGAAUUAUCUCUGCUUAGUAUGCAACUAGCUUCUCAAUUUUUGUUCCACUCAGGAUAUCGAACGAAGAAAACAAUACGGGGGGUGGCGAUUGAUUGGUACGAGACUUUAUGUCAACACAUUCGAAACUCAGCGGCAGUUCGGCAAUGGUUUGCCGCAAAUGUGUUAUUGAGUCCACCAACAAGACUGAGCGAAUAUAUUCUGGUAGCGCCGUCUCCGGAGAUCCGUUCGGUGUUUGGCAAACUAGUCGUAUUUUUCUGCCACUGUGCCGCAAAUGACGAUCCGCUGCCGGGUUAUGAUGGUAACAAUCUGUGCGAACAGGUGCUAAUUGCCGUGCUAUCGUUACUGAAAGGAGAAGUCGCUGACAAUGGAAAACAUCUCCCGCAAUACUUUAAUCUAUUUAGUCUGUAUGCCGGUUUAGGUUUCCUCGAGAAACAGCAGUUAAUAAGGCUAAACGUUCCUGCCAUCUUCAUGAAAGUAGCACUUAACGAAGGUCCUGGACCUCACAUAAAGUAUCAGUAUCCAGAUCUGAGCAAACUGCAUCAUGUGGUAUCGCAUUUAAUUCGAUCCUGUGACGUAUCGGCCAAAUGCCACAGUUCCAUCAAUAACGCGCCAGUGAAACCAAAUAUCUACAUCGACCCGCACAUAACUUAUGACAUGUUGAUGCCUCUUUCUUCGGAAUGCUGUGAUUACCUCUUCGUUAAAGUAAGUUACGUCAAACGUUUAAUUGAAGAUACAAACAUCGGAGAGGAAGGUGUGAAGCUGUUACAGUAUUGUAGUUGGGAAAAUCCUCUUUUUUCACGAAAUUUGCUUACGGAACUAUUAUGGCACUGCGGAUAUGCCUACUGGCAUACCAUGAGGCACCACACGGAACUGCUUUUGCAGUUACUGCUUAUAGAAGAUUCCUGGCAGAACCACAGGAUACACAAUGCCAUACUUGGCAUUUCCGAUGAUAGAGAAGGCUUGCUGGAUAUAAUUCAGAGAAAUAAAAUGGAUUAUCAAAAACGAGCCUAUCAGUGCAUCAAAUGCUUAGUACAGCUGUUCAACCAAAGUCGGGUGGCGCUGAGUAUGCUUCACAACACUGCAGAUCUGGCUCGCCAGUGGGCCCACGCCGUCGAAUGGCUGCAAGACGAAUUGGAUAGGCACAGAGGAUCUGGAGGGCAGUAUAACUAUAACUCCUGGUCGCCGCCUGCGCAAAGCAAUGACAAUACGAAUAGUUUUGCCCUGGAACGAUCCCAGUCUGCCAAAAACGUACUGCAAAUGGCAUUUCAACUUUGUCCAGAAGAGGAUCAAGAGGAACCAAACGAUAAUGAGAUUGAGAAUAACAUUGAACAUAACCAUGUGGCAUCACCAGCGACCACAACAGCCAUAACUGAAACAACGAAAAAUGCUUGUCAACAGAAGCAACAACCAGCAUUGCUGUUAUCGUCGUCGUACGAGGGAAACCUUAAUUCUAGUCCGUCUACUAUUACUAACGUCAGUAAACUAAUAUCUAAAGUUAAUAUUCAUUCGGAUAUGGAAUAUGAACCAUCGACGACUUCACCGGAGCUCAAAACGCCAGCUCAAAACGUGAAUUCAACGAGUAAAUCUCAUCCGGCUUCCGUUGCUGAUAGUGAAUCUGUACCGAUUUCAACCGAAAAAAUCGCAACCGAGUGUAGCAAUCCAACUCGAAAUACAUCUUCUCCCGCUACUCCAAUAACCGGCACAACAUCCAAUAGCUCGUUAACUUCUAGCAUGGAACAGCAGACAUAGGAUUUACUAAAAUCUAAAUUAUAUUUCUAUGUUUAUAAAACCAUUGAUCCCGUCAUAUUAUUUACGUUUAUAAACCCGGAAUAUGCGAUCAAGAAAAACUGUGUAUAAAUAAUAUUAUUUAUAUAAAUUAUUUAAAUUCAAAACCAAAAAAUAAAAUAAUACUGUAAUUCAAAUUUA
Messenger RNA from Armigeres subalbatus, 8453 nucleotides. It is a transcript of the gene faf, whose product is annotated as probable ubiquitin carboxyl-terminal hydrolase FAF. The transcript is spliced from 19 exons. Gene Ontology annotation, biological process: cell migration; protein deubiquitination. Bases 495 to 8276 code for a protein of 2593 amino acids. The record is from RefSeq and is a predicted model, not a curated record. Lineage: Eukaryota; Metazoa; Arthropoda; Insecta; Diptera; Culicidae. Gene Ontology annotation, cellular component: cytosol; nucleus. Gene Ontology annotation, molecular function: cysteine-type deubiquitinase activity.